Theileria orientalis strain Shintoku is the source of this 444-nucleotide messenger RNA. RefSeq names its product bis-(5'-nucleosyl)-tetraphosphatase. The coding region runs from base 1 to 444 and encodes 147 amino acids. Gene Ontology annotation, biological process: AMP biosynthetic process; ATP biosynthetic process. The record is from RefSeq and is a predicted model, not a curated record. Gene Ontology annotation, molecular function: bis(5'-nucleosyl)-tetraphosphatase (asymmetrical) activity. The transcript is spliced from 5 exons. NCBI's taxonomy places the organism in Eukaryota, Apicomplexa, Aconoidasida, Piroplasmida, Theileriidae.
AUGACUGUGUUCAAAGCCGCUGGAAUCAUUAUAUACACUACUGCAUCAUCUUCAAAUGAUAUAAAAUUUUUGCUACUUAGGGCUUCUGAUAAGCCUUAUCACUGGACUCCUCCUAAAGGGAGACUAGAUCCUGGUGAGAGUAUAAUGGAUGCAGCUCUGAGGGAGACUAAGGAGGAAUCUGGUUUAUCCCAAUCUUGCUAUAAGCUAGAGAAUGACUUUGUUGAAAAACUCUAUUAUAAAGCUCACGGUGCCGAUAAGGAAUGCACUUAUCAUCUGGCUAGACUCACAGAUAGUUCUUGUCAAAUAACACUCUCGGAAGAACAUACUGAAUAUAAAUGGGUCAAGUUGGAGGAGGUGCCUGAAUACUGCGACAAGGAAUCUUUACGUGAAUUAUUUGUUAAAGCUCACCAAUAUCUCGUAAACAAGCUUAAGCUCUCUGUAUAA